AGAACCUGCGACCAUGUGCGACCAAACCUUUGUAGCGGCCACUUUUGGCCCCUGUGAGAGCUGUGGGAGACCCAGUCCUCUCAUGAACAUUUACAUCAAGAAUGAGCCAAUCAACUAUUGCUCCUUCUGCGUGGAAAUGAUGGCUUGUCAGGGACUCCAGAGCGGGGAGAGCGUGGCGUCGCUGAAGCGGGAGUGCGACAGUCUGAAGAAGAAGCUGGAGGAGGAGAGGGGCAAACUCAACGACGUGGAGCUCCACCAGGUGGCUGAGAAGAUUGAGGUGUUGGGCAGUCUCUCCAUCAAGACCAGACGUGUGCUCAAAGGCCAUGGAAACAAGGUGCUCUGCAUGGACUGGUGCAAAGACAAACGGCGUCUAGUAAGCUCCUCGCAGGAUGGAAAAGUGAUUGUGUGGGAUGGAUUCACACUCAACAAGGAGAAUGGGAUCAGUGUGCCCUGCACAUGGGUGAUGGCGUGUGCUUAUGCACCCUCGGGCUGUGCAGUGGCAUGUGGUGGACUGGACAAUAAGUGUUCAGUUUACCCUCUGUCUAUGGAUAAGAAUGAGAACCUCUCUGCUAAGAAGAAGUCCGUCGCUAUGCACACCAAUUAUGUGUCUGCAUGCACCUUCACCAACUCUGACAAUCAGCUCCUCACAGCUAGUGGUGAUGGCUCAUGUGCAUUAUGGGAUGUGGAAAGUGGGCAGCUGCUGCAGAGUUUCCACGGCCACACGGCUGAUGUCUUGUCCCUGGAUCUGGCACCAUCUGAGACUGGAAACACUUUUGUAUCUGGGGGCUGUGAUAUGAAGGCUAAUGUGUGGGAUAUGCGCUCUGGGCAGAACAUCCAGUCUUUCGAGAGUCACGUGUCUGACAUUAACUGUGUGAAGUACUAUCCCAGUGGAGAUGCGUUUGCAUCAGCUUCAGACGACGCUACAUGUCGUUUCUAUGAUUUACGUGCUGACCGUGAAGUGGCUGUCUACCAGAAGGACAGUAUCAUAUUUGGGGCUUCCACUGUGGACUUUUCUCUGAGUGGUCGCCUGCUGUUUGCUGGGUACAAUGACUACACUAUCAAUGUGUGGGACGUAUUAAAGGGGACGCGGGCCACUGUUCUGUUUGGUCAUGAGAAUCGCGUUAGCAGAGUGCGAGUGUCUCCUGACGGCACUGCUCUGUGUUCUGCCUCCUGGGAUCAUACCUUACGGAUCUGGGCCUAAAGUUUACAUCAACAUCAAUGGUGAUACAAUAACUAUAUUAACUA
Periophthalmus magnuspinnatus is the source of this 1245-nucleotide messenger RNA. RefSeq names its product guanine nucleotide binding protein (G protein), beta 5b (gene gnb5b). The record is from RefSeq and is a predicted model, not a curated record. Gene Ontology annotation, molecular function: signaling receptor complex adaptor activity; protein binding. Gene Ontology annotation, cellular component: heterotrimeric G-protein complex; cytoplasm. Bases 14 to 1201 code for a protein of 395 amino acids. Gene Ontology annotation, biological process: G protein-coupled receptor signaling pathway; G protein-coupled dopamine receptor signaling pathway. The transcript has 12 exons. Lineage: Eukaryota; Metazoa; Chordata; Actinopteri; Gobiiformes; Gobiidae.